Messenger RNA from Striga hermonthica, 175 nucleotides. NCBI's taxonomy places the organism in Eukaryota, Viridiplantae, Streptophyta, Magnoliopsida, Lamiales, Orobanchaceae. The record is from the annotation of a GenBank genome assembly.
GAUUUAUAUUCGUCUUAAAUCAUGAUUAUAUGAUGGGUAUGUUGCAAGUUAUAUAUCUGAUAACAGGAUGUUUGUACUAUGUGAUUUUAGUAAACAUGAGUUAUGUUUUCGAAAAUAAGUGUUACCUUCAAUAUGCAUGCCUAUGUGCCUUAUAUGAAUUAACUUGUUUGUUGUC